This is a messenger RNA of Balaenoptera musculus (blue whale), 1314 nucleotides long. RefSeq names its product histone H3.3A-like. Gene Ontology annotation, molecular function: structural constituent of chromatin; DNA binding; protein heterodimerization activity. Bases 129 to 566 code for a protein of 145 amino acids. The transcript has a single exon. The record is from RefSeq and is a predicted model, not a curated record. NCBI's taxonomy places the organism in Eukaryota, Metazoa, Chordata, Mammalia, Artiodactyla, Balaenopteridae. Gene Ontology annotation, cellular component: nucleosome.
AGAGCGGUUUGGUCGUUAGUCGGAGGAGCUUCUUCUAUUAGUUCGGCGACUGCGGCUCUUCAUUGGGCAGCAGGAGCGGCGCGGCUGUCGGAGAAGCGGCGUAAAAUUUCGGCAUUGGGUGAAAGAAAAUGGCCCGAACCAAGCAGACUGCUCGUAAGUCCACGGGUGGCAAAGCGCCCCGCAAACAGCUGGCCACUAAAGCGGCCAGGAAAAGCGCUCCCUCUACCGGCGGGGUGAAAAAACCUCAUCGCUACAGGCCCGGGACCGUUGCGCUUCGAGAAAUCCGUCGUUACCAGAAAUCCACGGAGCUUCUGAUCCGGAAGCUGCCUUUCCAGAGGUUGGUGAGGGAGAUCGCCCAGGAUUUCAAAACCGACUUGAGGUUCCAGAGUGCCGCCAUUGGUGCGCUUCAGGAGGCUAGUGAAGCGUACCUGGUGGGUUUGUUUGAAGAUACUAAUCUGUGUGCCAUCCACGCUAAGAGAGUCACCAUCAUGCCCAAAGACAUCCAGUUGGCUCGCCGGAUACGGGGAGAGAGCUUAAGUGAAGGCAGUUUUUAUGGUGUUUUGUAGUAAAUUCUGUAAAAUACUUUGGUUUAAUUUGUGACUUUUUUUGUAAGAAAUUGUUUAUAAUAUGUUGCAUUUGUACUUAAGUCAUUCCAUCUUUCACUCAGGAUGAAUGCGAAAAGUGACUGACUGUUCACAGACCUCAGUGAUGUGAGCACUGUUGCUCAGGAGUGACAAGUUGCUAAUAUGCAGAAGGGAUGGGUGAUAUUUCUUGCUUCUCAUGAUGCAUGUUUCUGUAUGUUAAUGACUUGUUGGGUAGCUAUUAAGGUACUAGAAUUGAUAAAUGUGUACAGGGUCCUUUUGCAAUAAAACUGGUUAUGACUUGAUCCAAGUGUUUAACAAUUGGGGCUGUUAAGUCUGACCAUACAUCACUGUGAUAGAAUGUGGGCUUUUUCAAGGGUGAAGAUACAAGUCUUAACCACAGUGUAACUUACAGUUUCCUUAUUAAAAAAAAAAAGUAAACCUGGCAGCUAUAGAAUACACUAUGUGCAUUUAUAAUAGCUAUUUUAUAUAUUGUAGUGUCAACAUUUUUAAAUUAAAUGUUUUACAUUCACAUGUGGUGGGGAGUCUUGUCAUUAAGGUGUGUGUAAUAUAGAGUCCGGUUGGUUUUCUCCUAACUAGACUGCACUUGUUUUUCAUACGUAGUAAAAUGCUUUGCGCAUUAUACCUUGCAUAAGUCCUCAUUCUACCACAUGUUGACUAACCCUCUAGCUGAUAAUGCAGACACUAACGGGGGGAUUUAUUUAUAAGGGCU